Molecule: messenger RNA, 3057 nt
Organism: Metarhizium acridum CQMa 102
Lineage: Eukaryota; Fungi; Ascomycota; Sordariomycetes; Hypocreales; Clavicipitaceae
Biological process (GO): retrograde transport, endosome to Golgi; Golgi to vacuole transport
Cellular component (GO): GARP complex
Molecular function (GO): syntaxin binding
Source: RefSeq, a predicted model, not a curated record
AUGGGGCAGAAUGCGAUAUCGACAUUAUUACAACCGCCAAUAAUACGAACAGGACUUCUGCAGCAUAGUUCCACUCUAGAAUCAGCCUCUCACAAACCUCCAACCACAAAGGAUAUCCCUCCAGUGACACUGACAAAUAUCCCACACGUUGACGCAGCUGAAUUCAAGCCCUAUCUAAUUCAAGUCGGUGCAUUAUACGAGGAAUUGCGAAGAGUGAAGGAGACUGAAGAUGAAGCGGUAAAUAUCCUGCACAGAAAGAGCAGUAAAAAAGACAAAAUAGUUGCCGUCUUCGAUGACAGCGAUCUACGGCUGGGAGAGCGGACAUCAGGAUCAAGCAAAGGCUCUGCCCCCUCUGCAUCUUCAUUCUCACCAACAGAAGCGCCUGUUCCGGCUCGUAGAUCUAGCUCAGGACUUGAAACAAGAGCGACGCAAGGACUACCGCCAUUAUCAACAAUACCUUCUGUCUAUUUCAAGCAAGACUUUUGCCUGGAAAACCCUCGCACCUUUGACGUGGUCAGUGAGAGGUCAGAGGUUGUUCGACCAGCACCAGGGACGCUGAAUGAAAAGGCUUCAGCAGAAGGAAAUGCAGCGGCACCACGGAAAGCCCUGGCAACAAAUGCGAUAUUACAGGAAAAAUUGUCCUGGUAUAUGGAUACGCUUGAGAUGUAUCUCAUAGCUUCCAUUUCAGUGGCUUCCACGGCCUUCUUCACCGCGCUAGCUUCGCUACAGGACCUUCACUCAGAAACCGCUAACUCGGUGAGGAAAAUAAAGGCUCUCAGGAGAGAGCUUAAGGCUUUGGAUGAAGAGAUUGCAAGCAGCGGGUUAAAUAUUGCCAAGAAGAGACAAGAGUGGCACAAUAUCCAACAGCUUCACGAUGCAGUCCAGCAACUGAAACAUAUCAUUGAUAGCGUUGCUACUUGCGAGUCUUUCGUUGAUAAUGGAGAAGUGGGGAAGGCUUCAGAAUGUAUUGCUUCUCUUGAGAAGCUCAUUGCCGGCGAGUCGGAUCUUUCAAAGACACCAUUAAAGAUCGAUGGACAGGAUCUCCAGUUAAGAGACCUUAGAACUGUACUGGCGGUUCAGGAGGUGAAUUACGAUUUGAGUACUCUAAGAUUCCGAAUCGGCAAAGCUUACGAAACACGAAUUUUGAGUCUCCUUAUGGGAGAUCUCCAGCGCCACUCUCAAACUGUCACCACGCAGGAGGUUCUAAUGCGUUGGACCAGUGCUUCACUUCGGUCUCGAAGCGGCCAUAUGCAGGAGCCUUCUGUCUUUCCAUCCUAUAUGGACUCAACCGAUAGUCUUCGCUCCGAGCUACUGAAGAGCUUGACCGGCUUGCAUCGAGCAAACCACAUCACUAUUGCCGCCUCCGCCUACAGAGAGACCGUACUUAAGGAAAUGCGCAAUCUAGUUCGGCGAUCUCUGCCUAGUUCAAACGAAGAUGACGAGUCAACUAUUUCUUCGUCCACCAUGACAAGGAGACAGUCGUCACUGCAACAGAAAUGGUCUAUUCUAGCUCAUAAUCUGCGAGCUCUUGAGCCGGAAGACGCUGAAGACCUACUGGUUAAAAUUUAUAUCAGCGUCACCGAGACGUUGAGGCGGUUAACGACACAAGUCAAACUGCUGUUAGACGUUGCCAGCUCGUUAAGUAAUGACUCUAGUACUUCAUGGCUAAGAUCUGCUUGGUUAGAAUCGCCCUUGAGUAGUCCUACCCCAGGGAGGUCUUCAAUGAUCGCUGCACUUGAAGUACAAGAAAUCCACAAAGCUAUAGACCUACCAAGUCUCCUAGGUGAAGCUGUGGAUGUUGCGCAGGACAAGAUUGUUAAGCUCCUGAGGGUUCGUUCAGAGCAGAAUACUCGUCUAUCACUAAUCUGGUUUCUUCGAUAUUUUACUCUAAACCUAUACUUCGCUAACGAGUGUGAAUCAAUCUCUGGACGGAGCGGGACGGCCCUUAAGACAGUUAUCAAUGUGCAAAUUACUGACUUUAUACGGCAGUAUACCGAUGAGGAAAAGCAUAAGCUUGCUCAGGGUAUGGAGCUUGACCAAUGGGAGGCAAAAGACUUUUCAGAGAAAGACACGGCCGAGCUUAACAGGAUUUUAUCCUGUAGUACGAAGGACCCGUCUGAAUGGUCAGAUGGUCUCAAAAUCUGGGUUCCAUAUUCAGAUGACGAUCCUCAUUCUAAUAAGGCUGAUGAUCCGCAACCCAACAGCGAUGAUAAAGCCAGGAAUAGGAAUGCGUCUAUUGAUGAGGAAAUAUUCGUACUUCCUAAGUCUGCAAUUCUUUGCAUGCAUGGCUUAGCCCACUUGUUGCAACUGAUGGUUAGCAUCCCAUCAAUGAUCCCAGACAUCGGGCCUUCACUAGUCUCCUAUCUCCAGCUUUUCAACUCACGCUGCACACAACUCAUCUUGGGGGCAGGGGCCCGACAAUCCGCAGGCCUGAAGAACAUUACCUCAAAGCAUCUAGUUGUCGCAUCGCAGUCUUUGGCAUUCGUAGCUAGCCUAAUCCGCUGUGUCCGCGAGUUUCUCAGACGCCAUGCCGGACGUACUGCUGCUACCUCCUCGAGUCUCGUGGAACUUGACAAGGUCGAGCGUCUCUACCAACAGCACCAGAACAGCAUAUAUGACAAGCUAGUCGAAAUCAUGAGUCGCCUGGCCGCCUCACAUGUAAAGACCAUGAAAAAUAUUAACUGGGACAAUGGACAGAAGGAUGUGCAUCCAUACAUGACGGCAUUAGUCAAAGACACGACCUCGUUGCAUCGCAUCCUCACAAAGACUCUACCAGAAAGAACUGUUCGUAUGCUUAUGACUUCAGUGUUUAUCAGGUAUAGGGAUCAGUUCGGCAAAGCGUUUCAGGAGGUAGAUGCCAAGACGGUAUUAGGUUGGGAGAGCAUGCUACAUGACAUUGAGUUCUUCCACUCCAAGCUUGGCAACAUGGAUGGCUACGAUGAUACUGGAGAAUACCUGACCACAGUUGUCAAGUCCAAGCAUGUCGAGACCGUAGGGCUAGCCAGUCGAGCGGCCGCCGAGCUAGAACAGAAGGAUACUGAAGACGCGGUUCAUUAA